Messenger RNA from Balaenoptera ricei (Rice's whale), 6043 nucleotides. RefSeq names its product UTP15 small subunit processome component (gene UTP15). The transcript has 13 exons. Gene Ontology annotation, cellular component: nucleolus. The record is from RefSeq and is a predicted model, not a curated record. Gene Ontology annotation, biological process: positive regulation of transcription by RNA polymerase I; rRNA processing. The coding region runs from base 509 to 2068 and encodes 519 amino acids. NCBI's taxonomy places the organism in Eukaryota, Metazoa, Chordata, Mammalia, Artiodactyla, Balaenopteridae. Gene Ontology annotation, molecular function: protein binding.
GGUUUCCGGCCAAAAAACGUGCCGCACCGGUGAAGCUGUUGCAGGGAGGGACUUCAGGUAUUUUCCCGCCGCUGCGCGAUCCUUACUGCCCCAGUACUAUAGAGACAGCGUCCCUUCGGCUACAGCUCUGGUUCCCUAGCGCCAGGCCUCGGUCUCUCCCUCCGGCCACGCCUCCUCCUCUCCAUCAUCCCGCCCACCGGGCUCGCCCCUGCGCACCAGGGCUGCGUGCGUCUCGGGAGUCUGCGCCGUCACGUCACCUUCGUGCGACGCGUCUCGCCGUUCUGUUCGUGGCGUGUUUCGGCGGCUCCUUCAAGGAUCCGCGUGACCUUCCGCAUGUUCUACCGCACAGUCCGGGGAGGGGGCUGGCGGAGUCCAAGAACUUCUCCUUGAGGCCGGGGUGUCUCGGCGGACCCUCCGGACCCAUCGGAGACGUGAGGCAGAGUCGCUUUAUUUCUAACACCAAUUUCAAACUAUUUACCCUUGGAUAACAGUGCAAUUAUAUGAAAGUAUGGCUGGGUAUAAGCCUGUAGCGAUCCAGGCAUAUCCUGUACUUGGUGAAAAAAUCACCCAAGAUACACUGUACUGGAACAACUAUAAGACCCCUGUUCAGAUCAAGGAGUUUGGUGCAGUGUCAAAAGUAGACUUUUCUCCACAGCCUCCGUAUAAUUAUGCUGUCACAGCUUCUUCAAGGAUUCACAUUUAUGGCCGAUACUCCCAAGAACCUAUAAAAACCUUUUCACGAUUUAAAGACACAGCAUACUGUGCUACUUUUCGGCAGGAUGGUAGACUGCUUGUGGCUGGCAGUGAAGAUGGUGGCAUUCAGCUUUUUGAUAUAAGUGGGAGGGCUCCCCUCAGGCAGUUUGAAGGCCAUACUAAAGCAGUUCAUACAGUAGAUUUUACAGCUGACAAAUAUCAUGUGGUCUCUGGGGCUGAUGAUUAUACAGUUAAAUUAUGGGAUAUUCCAAACUCCAAAGAAAUUCUGACAUUCAAAGAACAUUCUGAUUAUGUGAGGUGUGGAUGUGCUAGCAAACUGAACCCAGAUCUCUUUGUAACAGGGUCAUAUGAUCACACUGUGAAGAUGUUUGAUGCACGAACAAACCAGAGUGUUAUCUCUGUUGAGCAUGGGCAGCCAGUGGAGAGUGUCCUGCUUUUUCCCUCUGGAGGUCUUCUGGUAUCAGCAGGAGGUCGUUAUGUUAAAGUCUGGGACAUGCUAAAAGGAGGACAGUUGCUAGUGUCUUUGAAAAAUCAUCAUAAAACUGUGAUGUGCUUAUGUCUGAGCAGCUCUGGACAGAGGUUACUUUCUGGCUCACUGGAUAGGAAGGUGAAAGUAUAUAGCACAACUUCCUACAAAGUAGUCCACAGUUUUGAUUAUGCAGCUUCAAUUUUGAGUCUUGCACUUGCACAUGAAGAUGAGACAAUAGUUGUAGGAAUGACCAAUGGAAUACUGAGUGUUAAACAUCGGAAAUCCGAAGCAAAGAAGGAUUCUCUUCCCAGGAGAAGAAGGCCUGCAUAUCGAACUUUUAUUAAAGGAAAAAAUUAUAUGAAACAACAGGAUGACAUUUUGAUCAACAGGCCAUCAAAGAAACACCUAGAAUUGUAUGACAGGGAUCUGAAAAACUUCCGGAUCUCUAAGGCACUUGACAGAGUCCUUGAGCCCAGUUGUGCAAUAAAGACGCCUGAGAUUACAGUUUCCAUCAUAAAGGAGCUAAAUCGAAGAGGAGUCCUUGCAAAUGCCCUUGCAGGUCGAGAUGAAAAGGAAAUCAGUCGUGUUCUUAAUUUUUUGAUAAGGAAUCUGUCCCAGCCAAGAUUUGCCCCUGUUUUGAUUAAUGCUGCCGAAAUAAUUAUUGAUAUAUAUCUACCUGUGAUUGGUCAGUCACCUGUAGUUGAUAAAAAGUUUUUGUUACUUCAAGGACUUGUAGAAAAAGAGAUUGAUUACCAAAGAGAACUACUAGAAACCUUGGGGAUGAUGGAUAUGCUUUUUGCUACCAUGACAAGGAAAGAAAGCACUUCUUUGUUGCAGCAUAAUACAUCUGAUGGAUUUCUAGAGAACAAGAAGAUUGAAUCAUAGUGUGCGCUUAACAGGACACAUAAGAACUGCUAACUUGGAAUAGAUUUGAUGCUGUUAACUACUGGGAAGAGAAUCUCUUUGAUACAUUUAAAAAAACUAUUUACAGAAGCAAUUUUAUGGAAGAGACUGGAAUAACUAUGCUUGGAAAAUAAGAACCUGUUUUUAAACAUGGUUUUCCAUGUGCUAUUUUAAAUUAUCUCAUGGCAUCUUCAGCUGGAAGAUCUUCUCAGUUGUUUUGGUCAUAGUGUAUAUCCAUCUUGGACAAGUUGACAUUAAUUUUAAUACAGCAGAGUUCUGUUUCAGCAACUAUUUCAACCGUCUCCAAGCAUUCAGAACUCUGGAGACAGUUUCAACUAGGAAUCCUGCCAAAGGAACAGGGCUUUAUUUUUCCCUUCUAUCCUGGAAAAACAACAACAACAAAACAAAUGGCAACAACAAAUUCUUUCUUCACUCUAAUUGGUGCACUUGGGAUUCCCAAGCCCCAGCUGAGUUUGCCUCCCUCUCCUUGAUGUCAUCACCUAUCCCAGGUCACAUGUUCCACCUAGCUGGUGAUUGGACUGUAUCUGUUCCAAGUGUGGCAAAUUAGUGGCCAACUCUGAAUAAUUGACUCUAGUUUGACCUGUAUUCAAAGAGUGUGAUGAGGCAGAUUUGAAUACUAAAAACUGUGCUCACCAGCCCAUGUUUCUUUUUCUUUCUGUAAUCUUGACUGUGCUUCUCAGAACAAGGUCUGCAGGUAGGCCUUACAGACCAUGUUUUUCCUCUUCCCCGAAUAUGCAGCCUUUCUACCAGCUUUUCAACUUGCUUCAGGUCAGCGGAAUGAUAACAUUUGCCAUGUCUCUUGUGAUUAAUAGCCUUUCAGCGAUUUUUAUACAUAUUGAUAAAUUUGGAGCUUAUCUUGUAGCUACCUACCUCUGAAAACCAUUUGAUCUGUGUUUAGGUUUUUUUUUUUUUCCUCUAUUCUUAACAUCAUUUUGUGUUUCAGAACCCCAAGCCAGAGUAGCUUGUUUUGGAAAAUACUUGUGUUUUUUAAAAAAAGUUCAAUGUAAAUCACAUUUUUUUAUAAAGAAAUUCAUAUUUUCUUCUUGGCUUUCUGAGAUGUAUCAAUUCCUGAUGGAUAGUCACUGGCUACUGAUUCCUAGCACACUGAUUUUACACUUGCUACCUUUUCCACCUUCCCCCAGUUCCUUAAGUAGUUAAUUAUCUGUAAGGAAAUGUCUUAGGCCAGAAGAAUUCUUAGUUAAAGGAAGAUUUUGUAAUUGCAGUCUCCUCUUAAAAUUUCAGUUCUGUGAAUUCAGAUAUAUUUUUUUAAAGCAGAAAAAAAUAUUCCUAUGUUCUGAUAAGGACAUAUGCUCAAACAGAGGGUCUGGUUUCCCCUUCAUGAAUUGAUUUAAGCAAUCAUGAAGCCCAGUGGCUUAUAAGAAACCAGGAGUUUGCUUCCCUGAGUAAUUAUGAGAUUAGUCAAGGUUAGAAACUGUCUCCAUGUUAAGAAGGGUUAAUUUAUUUAAAUAAAUUUAAAGCUUUUAAAAAAAUUUAACUUCAUAAAUAUGCUGAUAUUGGUUACUAUCAAUAGUAAGAAUGAAAGGUUGAAAUUCUACCAAAAAACUAGCUGCCAUCAACUGUCACAUGUGACAAGGGUUUUCCCAUACAUUAUUUUAUUUGAUUCUCACCACAACCAUCCAAGGUUGGUAUUCUCAAUUAUCGUUGAAUUUACUACAGUAGUUAAUUCACCCUUGAAUUCCCCCAAGCUUGAGUUCCUCAUGCCAGCACCCUGAACUGGCCUGCCUGCUGGGGCCCAAACCACUCAUUCCCUUUAACAAAACUUCACAGAGUGCUGCCGUUUUUAGAUGAGAUAGGUAACGAUUACAAAUUUUCAAAAAGGUUAGGGAACAAUUCCCAUAGCCAUCAAUACUUCAGUGUUAAGUUCAGGAAUAGUUUUUUAUAGUCAUUGGGACAAACUGUAGUAUUUGCUAUUUGAAGUAGUAUUGGAACAUAAUUGGCAUAUUACAGUAUGUAACACUGGCCUUCAUUUCCAACUUAAAAUGCCUAACAUUUUUAGACUUGUACAUUUUAGUUGAAAUGUAUUUUAAGAUCUUACAAAGCCUGCAGAAAUACUGAAAUAUGUCAGAGAACUUAGUCACUGUACAUUUAAUUUAUUAUAUUUAUAAGAGUUAAGUACUUGGGAAGGUUUUGCUUGUUGGGUCAAGCAUUUGAAGUGCUAUUGACAAAAUAUCUUAAAAGUAUAAAUGCUAUUAAACUGUUCAAAGGACUUUGGGUUGUAAAUGGGAUUGUUUAAAGAAAUUUAGUCUGUUCAACUUAAAUCAACUAUCAAACAUUAAUUAAAAGCCCCAUUUAAAAUGAUUAUUAAAAUAUAGUAGUUUAUUGAAUGGAAUGACAGACUGUAUGCUGGUGGGGAUAAUCCCUUUAUAGAGAGGGGGAAACUGAUGAUUAGAGUAGAGAGAGGGGGCCAAUUGCUGGAGCAGUGUCCUUGGAAGGGGGCGUGGGGCUGAGUGCCCAAAUGGAAUGGUUGGCUUACACAGCAAAUGAAUAGUUUGGGCAUAGUUCAAGAGGGAAGGCAGAAGAUACGGCACAGAUGUAAUUAGGUGUGUAGCUGUGGUGCUGGGGGUUUGUGGAAGUUCUUUACUAAGUUCCUUUAUGGGAAAAAACAACCAACUGAAACAGGUUGGAGAAGGAGGAGUUCAGAGGUUAGAAAGUUUGAGGAGAGAACAGAAAAUAAGUACUUCUAGGGAGGUCAAGGGCUCAUACUCUGGAGCCCUCUGCCUGGGUUUGAAUCUUGGCUCAGCCACUCGCUAGCUGUGUGCCUUUGGUCAAGUUAUUUUACCAUUUUGUAUUUCAUUUUCUUCAUCUGUUAAUCAGACAAACAAAAUCACAAAAGGUGCUUGUCAGAAUUGAGUUAAUACCUGUAAAAGUAACCUAGAAUAUUUCUGUUCACUAUUAUUGUUGGAAUGGAUGGACUAGGAAAGGAAGUAGCAUUACCAGCAGCACUAAGGCCCACAUGAGGUUAGUGCCAUGGGCUUAAAGCGGACUGUAGCUCACCAUUAGUCCACGAGGUGGCAGUACUACUUCAAAAACCAUGAGAAACCCGCUUUUUCCACAGCCCUUUCUCUGAAUCAGUUUGGUGUUGCUAAGUCAUAAGGUGAGUUCUCUCACAAAACAACCAAGAUAUUUGGUUAUUUUAAUGUUGACACAGUGGGUUCAAAAGUCAUUGAUAAUUAUUAUUAGAUGCUAGCCAGAAAUACGGAAAUAAAAUCUAACCAACGACCAUUUUGAAUUAAAGAUUAAACUUUUCAACAUUGUAGAAUAAUGGAAAGAACAUGAGCUAUGUGUUCCUGGGUAAGUCCCAGCUGCCCUGGGCCUCAGCUUCCAUAUCUGUUAAAUGGGGCUAAUAUCACUUCCCUUGCAGGAUUGUUGUGAGGAUAAAUGCAAUGAUAUACGAAAGUGUCUUACCUGCUUUACUGUGUUUUUCACAUGUUUGUGAUGAUGGAAAAUCUACUUGCCCUGCACUAUUUGGGAACUCUUUCUUAGCUUCUCUGAUUAUUAACAUCAUUUGGAUCAUUUAAGGGUUGAGUUGAAGUUUUCUAUUAUACUAGUAUAAAGGAUGUUUUUAAAAUAAAUUAAUUGUAUACACUAUUAAAUAAGGGGUGUAACUGAUUUGAGAGAGACUGCUUACAAGCAUUUUGAAAGUAAAUGGUAUGAUUUGCAUUAGGUACAAAUAAGACAGUAACCCCUUAUUCAUGAAAACAAGAUGUGAGUUCCCAUUGGAUCAUUAGUGUUAUAGUAGAAAUUUUAAGCAGAAUUAUGUGUUUAAACACAUAUAUUAAUGCAGACUUUCCUUUAUUCAAAUUAACUAUAUUAGCUGUGACUGUGUGAUGGCUGUAUCAACCAAAAGGUUGAAAAUGUGAACUGUGUGAAUUUAAUGAGGGUUGGUAAUUUUUCUAUAAACAUUACUAUAAAACA